GGAUGGCCUUCCCAGUAGAUUUGCUGGAUAACUGCACACAUGAGGAACUGGAAAAUUCUGCUGAGGACUAUCUCUCCAACUUAAGGUGUGCAGACCCUGAAAAUCCAGAGUGUUUUUCUAUUCUCAAUAUUACGAUUCCUAUUAGCCUGUCAAAUGUGGGCUUUGUGCCUCUUUAUGGUGGCAAUCAGGCCCAGAAAAUUCUUGCCCUCUUUGCACCUGAGGAUUCACUCACAGCUGUGGCACUUUACCUUGUUGACCAGUGGUGGGCCAUUGAUGAUAUUGUGAGAACAUCUGAACCUUCUAGAGAGGGGUUAAAGCAGGUGAGCACUCUUGGAGAAAGAGUGGUUCUGUAUGUUCUCAAUCGAGUUAUUUAUAGAAAGCAGGAAAUGGAGAGAAAUGAGAUCCCAUUCCUGUGCCAUAGCAGUACUGACUAUGCUAAGAUUCUGUGGAAGAAAGGAGAGGCUGUUGGGUUUUACUCAGUUAAGCCUACAGGAAGCUUAUGUGCCUCAUUUCUUACUCAGAGUUACCAACUGCCAGUUCUUGAUACAAUGUUUAUAAGAAAGAAAUACAGAGGAAAAGAUCUGGGGCUUCAUAUGCUGGAGGACUUUGUUGACUCCUUUACAGAAGAAGCCCUUGGCUUGCGGUACCCUCUGUCUUCUCUCAUGUACACAGCUUCCAAGCAGUACUUUGAAAAGUACCCAGGAGAUCAUGAACUUCUUUGGGAAGUAGAAGGGGUAGGUCAUUGGCAUCAGCGGAUACCAGUCACCAGAGCAUUACAGAGAGAAGCAGUUAAAGUCGCAGAGAUUUCUCAAUAUGAAGCUAAAAGACCUGUGUCUGGAGAGUAUGGUCUUGCUGCUGUACGAGAAUAUGAGCCUGGAAUGGAAGACAGUCAGUCUAGUGAGAUGCAGAUCCAUUCCCUAAAAGAUGCCUUUGCUAGCACUUCUGAAGGUCCAGAAAAGACGCCUGUUUCUACUCGAACUCGAAGUAGUCACCUAAAGCGACCAAAGAUCGGAAAGCGGUUUCAGGAUUCUGAAUUUAGCAGUUCUCAAGGUGAAGAUGAGAACACUGCCCAGACUGCACCUGUGGCUUCAGUAAACAAAAUAGAAUAUACUGCACGCACUUCAGAGAGCUCAGAAGAACUCUUGGAAGAAGAACCUGAGCAGAGAGUGACUGAAUUUGAAGAAGAAAGCAGUGGUAAAGAUGCACAGCCUACACUGGACACUCAGCCACGCCUGGACAAACAGGAUGGUGACAAAGACUCUACAUUAGAGCCUGUGAAUGGUGAGGUUGUGGAUGAUGCCCUUAAGACCUCACUGGUGACUGAAGAGGAGGACUCCAGUGAAGGUCUGGAAGAAGAGCUAAAAGUCCCGUCUUUGAAUUCCAGCGAAGAGACUGUGAAUACUGUUCCAGUGGUGGCAGACCCUCCAAAAACUUCUGAGGCUGCACCAGACAAGACCUCACCUGUUUCUGAUUCAGAAAUGUUGACAGAUCAAGGCCCAUCUGAUGAUAAAGGACAUACUGAGGAAAAGCUAGUUUCAAAAAAGAAAACACAUUUGGGGAGCUCAGACAGUGUUGCCACUCUGUCAAACGAAGAGAAGUCUGAUGGUGGUUUCCCAAAUUCUGCAGUAACAGACUUUCCUGAAGAGCCGGUCUCUGAGAAUUUAUCACCCAACACUACUUCCUCACUGGAGGAUCAGGGUGAGGAUGGAGUCCCGGAGGCCCAGGAAACAUCUGCUGCUCAGAGUUCUCUGAUAGAGGUAGAACUUGAAGAUGUGCCAUUUCCACAGAAUGCAGGGCAGAAGAACCAGUCAGAGGAGCAAUCUGAAGCGUCUUCUGAGCAACUGGACCAGUUCCCACAAUCAGCUGAGAAAGCUGUGGACAGCAGCUCAGAGGAGAUAGAAGUGGAAGUCCCUGUGGUAGACAGGAGGAAUUUGAGAAGAAAGGCCAAAGGACAUAAAGGACCUGCCAAGAAAAAAGCCAAACUGUCCUGAAUGAAGAAAUGCGUAUGAUAAAUUCUUUGUAAUGUAGUUGUUUUUAAACAUAGUAAUUAAUAAACAGCAAGGGGCACAGGAUAGAUUCCAAAGUUUCAAUCUGAACUUAUUUAUAAACGCAUUUUCCUCUCUACCCUUCAAGGCUCACCAUUCUUUUUUAUUAUUUUCUCUAAGUAACUUUUAUUUUUAUGAACCAUGUGUCAAUUUUGAGAAUCCAGGUCAUACAUUUUUCUUUAGCACGUGGAACAUCUAACCAUUAAUAUUUCAAAAAAAUUAAAAAUCUAGUAGACUUUCUAACACAAAGAUCCUAGAAAUCUUUUAUACUAAGGGCUUUAAUGGUAAAACUUGGCAAGGGUUCUCAAAGCUUUAUCUUAGUAUCAAAAACAAUCUCCACUUUUUAAAUGUGGGCAUAAGUAAACAAAAACGUGUCAAUAAAUUAAAAUAAUCUCAAAUGAGAGGACAAAACAUAGUUUUUGGCAGUGAACAUGAUUGUUUUUAUUUCUUAUUAGUUGUAGAUAGUUCAACAUGUGUGAAGUACAGUCUAGCCUUCCUAUCAUCUGACGUUAACAGUACUGUUAGAGACUUAACUGUGGCAUAUGGGUAAUUUAAAAUUCCACCUGACGUAUUAGUUUGCUAUAAUUUUUUAAUUUUUCUGUAUACUUGCAGAUGCUAAAAAGCUUGGGUAUACUUUCAUCUGGUAAACAAUUCAAGCAAUUGAAUUUAGAAUGUAGUUUAAUUUGGACGGUGGGUCUGAUCAGAUACUUUUAUUCCUGCCUAAUAAAUUAGAAUUCUGCAGAAGUAUAGGCCCUUCCUAUGUCUGCUCAAUCCCUCUACUGCUCUGUAAGUCACUGUGAUUCUUCUGUUAAGACUUCCAUCUAGCUUGCAAUUUAUACUUUUAUUUCCAUUUUGGGAUAGGUUUAGAACCACAUCUUUAGACCUAUUCUAUGAGGUGUCGAAUGCCUAAAUUCUAUUUCUGCUGUUCCUUUGAGUCUUGUAUACUUUAGAUGUUCUGACUAUUGACUGUAGGCUACCCUGUAUGUGUACUUUACUGCAAUGUCAAAAGCAUUUAGUUUUUUUGUUUUAUAGGGGGGAAACCUGUUCAUUUCUUUGAGUUGGUUUAAAGUGAGCAAAACAAUUAUUCUUAGAUGCCAUAGAGAAUCUGUCAGUAGUAUUUUCAAAAUACCAUGUACUCUCAUUUAUACUCAAGUUGGAGGCUAUUUUGAGACCAUUAAGAUUUAUUAUUAUGAAACAGUUUGAGCCUUGAGAAAAUACCUGGACUUUGUGUCCUUAUGUGAGGUGCUGUGAGUUUGGAUUUGCAGUCUUCAGUUGGUUAGGUUAGGUGAUUUGGUGAUGUCAGGUCUUACAUUUAGGGAUGAGAUGUUUUAGAAAAUCCAAUUAAUUAAAAUCUUUAAGCAGACCAAAUAGUAAACUCUACUAUGAUGUUAGAACUUGUAUUUACCUGUUGUUUUUAUUUUUGGCUAGAAGUUAGUUAAAUGAUUGUUAAGUGAAAAUUACGGCAUUUUUCUCAGUGCUAAGUUAAAGAAUAGGUGUGAGUAACUCUGAAUUUGCCUGAUGCUGAUGCUGUUUUACACAUUUAGAGAAGCUUUUGUUAGGAUCUCAACUAGGGAUAGUAUCUGAAGAGUCUGUUAAGAUUCAGAAACUUAAAUUCUAGUUUGUUUUUUUUUUUUUGACUACUGUUCCCUUUACAUUCUUUAAAUGAGUGUUUUUAAAAGAUUGCACUCACUGGCAGCUUGAUGUGUGAAUAGUCUCUUGAGUUAAAGCAAAAUACUCAUCACACUGGGGACUAGUAUAUAAACUUAUACUUAUUAAACUUGUUUACUAUAACUGGAAUUUAAAGCAAUUUCAAAACAUUUAGCACACAAGGAAAUGUGUUGUCUGUGACAGAAGUUAAAGUUUAGAGAUCACGGGAAAAAUUUUGUCACACAGGAAAGAUCUUUCAUGUUCAGUAGCAUACUGAUCAUAUAAAAUUUAUAAUAAAAUUUGUAUGUAGUAGGGAACCUAAAUAAACUUAAUUCAAUACUUGUAGUUUUUGCAAGGCAUUAGGAGGGCUGCUGUGACUUCAAGCAGCUAGUUUUGUAUGUUUGGUCACACCCUGUCAUAUCUUGGAAACUGGUACUUUUUGUUUAGAAGUCAUGUUUGUGGAGAAGGGUGUUCCCUUCUGGUGUAUAUACAUAUAUAUUUCCGUAUAUAAUAUAAAGCAGAUGAGUAUUAGCAAAAUUUUAGUUUUACUUUCAAACCUAAACUAUUAGACCACACAAAAAAUUAUUUAAGAAUUUUAUUGUAAAGCUCCUUUACAAGUUUUAAAGAUGGAGAGAUUAUAUUAUGAUUUUUAACAAUAUCAAAUAAUAGCAUGACUUAGAAUGUCAGUCAUCUAUGUUAUGUUCACAUCCUUCUACUUUAAUGUGUCUACGUUAUUUCCACUGGUUUGCAGAGCAAGGAAUUCUAGUCAUUAAUGGUUUACUUUUAAUAGAUCAUCACAGUGUUACCUGAGAUGGUUUGUGACUUUAGCAUAGUGUUCCCUUAAACCCUGUCUAUGAGCUAAACAUCUCCAAGGCUCCUUCCUCUGCAAUUACCUUCUAAGGUGUGGUCACACCAGCAGCCUACACAGAUUUCAAUGUAAAUAAGGAGUUUAUACUAACACUACUCAUAUGUAACCAUAUUUAGGAAGCAACUUCUGCCUUUUAUGUCCACUCGCAAUCUGGUGUUUUUUGGUGUGGUCUGUUACAUAUGUCAUGCUUGCUUUCAUACUUCCUACAAGAUAGUUUGCUGUUUUUAUUUCUUAAAAAAAGCAAACCUACUUCAGCAAUACCACACUGAUUACCUGAAGUCAGACUUCCUUUCACUAUCUCUGACUUGAGCGAAUAAAUCAUAUAGUACCCAUUUUUAUUGGUGGAAAACGUUAAAAUCUAAUUGUAAGAAAGGUCCUGAGGUGAAUCUGUUUGUACUAAAUGGUCAUUUACUACCACCAUCUUUGUAUGUUCUAAAACUUAGAGGAAAAAAAUGUUGUAUUAUUCAGAGCUGCAAGUCUUACUGGAGAAUUUACGGUUUGUUUCCUUGCUAGUCUUCCCCCCACCUUAAUGUUUAAAAUAGUAAUUAAACCUAUAUUUUGUGAUUGUUUUCUGGUCUGUUUUCAAUUUUUUUCUUUUUUCCCCCAAUUUUCAUUCAUGAAGAUGUGCUUAAUUAUUGUAAUAGACAUUGAAUGAUUCUGUUAAAGGCAAAACUAGUCACAUUGG
Myodes glareolus (Bank vole) is the source of this 5245-nucleotide messenger RNA. The record is from RefSeq and is a predicted model, not a curated record. NCBI's taxonomy places the organism in Eukaryota, Metazoa, Chordata, Mammalia, Rodentia, Cricetidae.